Molecule: messenger RNA, 471 nt
Organism: Acanthocheilonema viteae
Lineage: Eukaryota; Metazoa; Nematoda; Chromadorea; Rhabditida; Onchocercidae
Source: the annotation of a GenBank genome assembly
AUGAUAGCAAUUAGGGCAAUUAUCAUUGCUAUCAUCGCUACGGGUCGUCCUUUAAACUUCCAACCAGUACCGAAAUUGCCGAUUCCGUUCAUUCAGCCGUGUUUCCUCGUGAUUUACCUUCCAGAAUUACUCACUCUCGAGACAUCGUGCUGUGAAUAUGGUGAAGGCUUAUAUUAUAACAGAAAUCAAACUAAUGCGGAAACAAGGAGUACGUUGGCUAGGUCAUGGAUGAGACUUCUGCAGCCUGUGAAGGUUACUUUGGUAGAGUCACUACAAAAUCAUCUUGUCUUUUCGGCUUGUGUGCCUUCACUGUUAUUUUUGUUUGGUUUUAUCGGAAUACAUAACCGUGCUGUUGCGCCAAGCAUAAUUGCUUCACGGUGUCGCUCGGUACUGGCAGACUUCAGCCUUAGCUGUGAUGACAGUGGAAAAUUGAUUGUGAGGCCACCACAUCGAGUGCAUGUGUCGCCAUGA